AGGGCUAAGGGGCUCAUGACGUGCAAGUUUGAUCCUUAGAUAUGAUAACAGGCCAAAAACUUAUUUGAGAUUCCAGAAAGAGGUAGGCAACCUGUCGGAGCUUUACAUCUGUGUCUGGCGUCCCCUCAGCUAUUCCUCCCUCUCUUACACAAGGAUUACAAGUGGCUUUCAAUGAGCGCGACUCCACUGCGCUCGCGAGCCGCUGUACGCAGACCCACGCUCUCUUGACUAGACAAAGACAAUGAGCUGUCACACCUUUAAAAUGAAUCCUAUUUGUUCGGAGUCAAAGAAAUGCUGAAAGGAAAGUCCAAGGAGCGAAAAAUCGAUCUGUUGUGCUGUAGGAAACCGCUGCUGGAACAAGACUACCUGUGGGCACUGUAGUGAGGGUAACAAGAGCCAGGCAGCCAGCGGCGUUUUCAAUCUACCGGCGAAACAUACAACACACAUUUAUAUGGCAAAGUUCCUCGCCGAGCUGCUGGGAUGUACACUGCCCGAGAAAGGAGCAUCUCCAAUGUUCGAGUGCAGGAGUCAGCCGCACAUUGGACUGAGGCAUGUCACCAAACAACGGCCUACCAUAUUUGGGACACUGAUUGAAAAACCGCUCGGGGAUCACAAUGCAGACAAAAUGCCUCAAACGCCACCCUUUCCAGCGAUGUAUGGGUCCAAUGUCUACAACAAGAAUCUCUAUAAGGCCAAGGAAGAGGACUAUGAAGGCCUGUAUUACCAUGAAAACAACCUGGUGUCAGGGUCCUUGGAGGCUCUAAUUGAGCACUUGGUCCCUACGGUGGCUUACUAUCCUGAUAGGACAUACAUCUUCACAUUCCUGCUCAGUUCCCGUCUCUUUAUUCACCCGUAUGAGCUGAUGUCCAAAGUGUGCCAUUUGUGUGUGGACCAGCAGAGACUCACUGAUCCUCAGGCUGAUAAGGCAAGAGUCAGGAAAAUUGCUCCCAAGAUUCUGCAGUUGCUGACUGAGUGGACGGAGACAUUUCCCUAUGACUUCAGGGAUGAGAGGAUGAUGAAGAGCCUGAAGGAACUAACGCAUCGUCUGAGUACUGGAGAUGAACUCUAUCGCAAGGCAGUGCAACAGAUGACACAAACGCUGAUCCGUAAGCUCACCACACUGAGUCAGUACGAAGAGGCUUUGGCCAAGAUUAACUCCUCUGUGACUGACAGACUAACUGUGCUGAAGACCAAACCUCAGUCCAUCCAGAGAGACAUUCUGACCAUCUGCAGCGACCCCUUCACCCUGGCACAGCAACUCACACACAUUGAACUGGAAAGACUGAGCUACAUCGGACCAGAGGAGUUCGUCCAGGCGUUUGUUCAGAAAGACCCUCUUGAUAACGACAAGAGAUGCUUUAGUGAUCACAAAAAAGCAAGUAACCUGGAGGCUUAUGUGGAGUGGUUCAACAGGCUCAGCUACCUGGUGGCGACGGAGAUCUGCAUGCCUGUAAAGAAGAAACAUCGGGCUCGAGUCAUUGAGUUCUUCAUCGACGUUGCACGAGAAUGCUUCAACAUUGGCAACUUCAACUCGCUCAUGGCCAUCAUUAGUGAGUGUUUUGCCGUCCCUUGCAAGACUUUGCUACAGAAACACCAGAUGGAUCCCUCUAGCAAUUUCUACAACUACAGAACAGCGCUGCGUGGAGCCACUCAGAGAUCUAUCACUGCUCAUAGCAGCAGAGAGAAGAUUGUUAUCCCUUUCUUCAGCCUCUUGAUUAAAGACAUCUACUUCCUCAAUGAAGGAUGUGCCAACAGGCUCCCGAACGGACAUGUCAAUUUGGAGAAAUUCUGGGAGCUGGCCAAACAAGUGAUGGAGUUCAUGACAUGGAAGAAGGUGGAGUGUCCUUUUGACAGAGACCGCAAGAUUCUGCAGUAUCUCCUGACCGCACCGGUCUUCAGUGAAGAUGCUUUGUAUCUGGCAUCAUAUGAGAGUGAAGGACCAGAGAACAACAUGGAGAAAGACAGAUGGAAAUCUCUCAGGUCCUCGUUGCUGAACAGGACAUAAAUCCUGUAAGGAGCUCAAAAUCAAGUGAACCUUCUGACAAGCAAGCUGUGUCCCCCUUUUGCCCCCUCCAAAAGUGAGAAGUAUCCCUGUUUUUCAAGGGAGAUGACAAUCCAUGUUUUGCUGAACGGUGCAUUUUUAUGUUGGAAAGAGCAGCAUCUUUUUACAAGGCCCUUCUCUUUCUGUCUUUCAUACUGGAUAUUUCAGGCUUUCUCUUUUGUACCUCCCCCCCCCUCUUUAAAGCAUGAUUUGAGCAGAAGGAAAAAUGACAUGUCCCUUGUCUACAAACCAAUUCCAGUCUAUGCUGUUGUUCUUCUCAGUUGACUGUAAGAGUUUGCCGCUGGUUGGUAAACUCAAUUGGAACAGGUUGGGGAAAAGGGAAAAAAAAAAAAAAAAAAAAAGAUUAUAAACCAGCAUUAUGUGUACUGGGUUCCAGUACUGUGUAUUUUUAUUGUACCUGAAGCAUUAAUUUAAGUAUCGAUUUAUGAUGUCACUAUUUUUUGAUAUUGUGUUUGUCAGUUUUUUAUGCAUAUGAGAUGUGAGUAAUGCAUUGCUUUAACCUCUGUGAGUGACCAUUGAUGUGUGCGUGAUAAACCCGCUGAGGGCUGCCGAAUGCACUGGAUGCUUCUGUGAAUAAAGAUGUCAAUUCC
This is a messenger RNA of Sinocyclocheilus rhinocerous, 2652 nucleotides long. RefSeq names its product ras-GEF domain-containing family member 1B-A-like. Bases 452 to 2005 code for a protein of 517 amino acids. The record is from RefSeq and is a predicted model, not a curated record. The transcript is spliced from 15 exons. Gene Ontology annotation, biological process: Ras protein signal transduction. Gene Ontology annotation, cellular component: plasma membrane. Lineage: Eukaryota; Metazoa; Chordata; Actinopteri; Cypriniformes; Cyprinidae. Gene Ontology annotation, molecular function: guanyl-nucleotide exchange factor activity.